Arachis duranensis is the source of this 516-nucleotide messenger RNA. RefSeq lists its product as uncharacterized. Lineage: Eukaryota; Viridiplantae; Streptophyta; Magnoliopsida; Fabales; Fabaceae. The transcript has 3 exons. The record is from RefSeq and is a predicted model, not a curated record. The coding region runs from base 21 to 329 and encodes 102 amino acids.
AAUAGUUAAGGAGAAAAAAAAUGAAUAAACAAAACGCCAAUAAUGAUGGUGUAUUAGAUGAUCAAUCAUCAAAUGUAGGUGCACCGCUAAUAUCUCUUGUUACACCACCACCUCCACUACAGCUUCAAAGAAUGUCUUCCAUUGAAUCUGAACCAAAAACCCUCUUUCAUGGAGAACUCAAUAUAGCAAGGGAGGCCGCAAUUGAAGUCCUCAACAAUCAUCCAAGAGAACAAGCUCUGGAAAUAUUUCUGGCUGGUUUGCAGCCAGUUGAAAUUGCAAAGGAUGCAACUGAAGAUAAUAUUGGAUCUGACUUAGAUGAUGAAGAAUAACAAAGUAUUAGAUUGCAAUGAAGAAUUAUUACAAGAAUAUGAUAUGAUGUUGAUGUUGUUUUAUUGCAUUAGUUGGCAUAAUUAAACUUUUUAUAUUACCAUAAUCUAUCUUUCUUUGUACUAGUAGCUGUGCUUAGAUGAGCUUAUUCUCAUUCAAAUCAAUGGAAUAAAAUAUUUUAAAGUUUUC